Molecule: messenger RNA, 1070 nt
Organism: Colletes gigas
Lineage: Eukaryota; Metazoa; Arthropoda; Insecta; Hymenoptera; Colletidae
Gene: Prosbeta2
Product: proteasome subunit beta type-7
Exons: 4
Coding region: 170-1003 (277 amino acids)
Cellular component (GO): proteasome core complex
Molecular function (GO): threonine-type endopeptidase activity
Source: RefSeq, a predicted model, not a curated record
UGUGUUUAGUGUGCGUAAGUGGAGGGAGGGGCAGUUUCUUUUGGGCACCGGUCUGUCGUUUGAUGACAUCGUACUGAGCGCUGAGCGUCGCAUAUCUGUAAACGCUGUUCGUUACUGCCUCGUUACUGUGUACUUUUCGAUAGAUUAAACAGUGCAUAAAGUUUAAAGCAUGUCUUCGAUACUUGUGCCUGAAAUUCCUGCGCCUGGAUUUUCUUUUGAUCUCUGUCGAAGAAACAAUUUUUUGAUAAAGAAAGGGUUUCAACCACCUAAAGCUGUAAAAACAGGAACAACUAUUGCUGGGGUUGUUUAUAAAGAUGGAGUCGUUCUUGGCGGUGACACAAGAUCAACGGAAGACACCAUAGUUGCUGAUAAAAACUGUAGCAAAAUUCAUUUUCUUGCAGAUAAUAUAUAUUGCUGUGGUGCAGGAACUGCUGCUGAUACUGAAAUGACAACUCAGAUGAUAUCCAGUCAGUUAGAGUUACAUCGGUUAAAUACUGGUCGUCUAGUACCUGUUUGCACUGCUAAUGCAAUGAUCAAACAGUUACUGUUUCGUUAUCAAGGCAACAUUGGAGCUGCUUUGGUAUUAGGAGGUUGUGAUCUAGAUGGACCACAUUUAUAUUGCAUUUUUCCACAUGGGUCAACAGAUAAACACAUGUAUACUAGCAUGGGUACAGGAUCAUUAGCUGCUAUGGCUAUAUUUGAAAGUAGAUGGAAACCAGACAUGACAGAAGAGGAAGCUAAAGAACUUGUAGCAGAUGCUAUUCGCGGCGGUGUGUUCAAUGAUUUGGCUUCUGGUUCCAACGUAGAUCUGUGUGUAAUACGUAAGGGUUCCGUUGAUUAUUUAAGACCUUACGAUAUUGCUAAUGUAAAGGGCGAACGUCAAAUAUCUUAUCGAUACAAGCGUGGUACUACCGCUAUAAUUAAUAAAACAGUUCGUCCUAUAAUCGUAGAGGAGGAAAGUAUUCGUAGAGUUGCAGAAGAACCAAUGGAUACGUCAUCUUGAAAUGUGCAUAAAAUGAUUCAAAGUUUAAGUCCGAAUGAUAUGUGAAUUUUCAACAAAUAAAGUCUUA